GCAAAGGCAAUGGUUUUCUGCGGGUUGAACGGUGGAUACGGUUUCGGUGAAGAGCACAGCAUGUGAGCGGUAGCACACGCCGCGUGCUCUCCCGGCAAAGUGCUGCGGUGGCGGUGGGUGGACGGCGAGGUGACGCAGGCGAGUCUGGCGCGGCGCGGCCGGGACGUCUGGCGGCGCAGAGCUGUGCGAUGCCCGAUCAGUGGUGCCCCAGAGGCACUCAGUGACGGCCGGCGCGGCUGCUCUCCGCACGCGCUGAGCUGCCAGUGAACGCUCCCACGUGCAGUAAAUAGAGUAUAGCGGCAGCGUCCCCCAGCCGCCAUGCCGCCGUCGACCACGGGCCGCGGCAGCUCGUCCAAGUGGAGCACCUGCGGCUACUACACCAAAAACAUCCUGGUGUUCCUGGUGUCGCAUAUCGGACUCGUCUCGCUGGUGGUGGGCUACUGCGUAAUCGGCGCCUUCGCCUUCGAGGCGCUGGAGGCGACCAACGAGCUGCAGGUGAAGCGGAACGUGUCGCAGAUCCGGCGCAACGUCACCUCGUCCAUCUGGUCGCUGACGCAGGAGCAGGACCUGCUGCACGAGUACAACUGGACGGCCAUGGUCGGCAGGCAGCUCAAGGAGUUCGAGAAGCAGCUCAUCGAGGCGAUGAAGACCAAGGGCUGGGACGGCAGCGAGGACGACGAGCACCAGCAGUGGACGUUCGCCGGCGCACUCUUCUACUCCAUCGUGGUCAUCACCACCAUAGGAUACGGCCACAUUGCGCCCAAAACGGACUGGGGCAAGGUGGUCACCAUGCUGUACGCCAUCCUGGGCAUCCCGCUCAUGUGCCUCUGUCUCUCCAACAUCAGCGAGGGCAUGGCGCACUCAUUCAAGGUCGUCUACUGGAAGUGCUGCUGCUACAUCUGCACCAAGAAGCCGAAGAAGCGGCGCCGGCGCAGGGGAAGACGGGGAUAUUCCUCUUCACGGUCGAUCCGGAGGUCGGCCAAAAACGCCGACGGCGCGGUCAGCGAGAGUGCCUUCUCGGCUUCCUACGGCGACCCGUCCUCCGAGACGGGAGAGUACAGACUCCCCGACGACGUGGAGCCGGCAUCACCAGACGCUUACGGCCGCGCGGCCAUCCACAACCACCGGCUGCCGGCCGACGGCAAACGCUCGGCGCCCUCGGAGCGCUCCAAAUCGUCCGACGAGUUGCCGGCCACGCGCGCCGAGCCGGACCCUGCCGCGCUGCAGCGCACGCCCUUCUUCCAGAACCGGUACGCGCUGAGCGAGGCGGACGCGCUGCGGGACGAGCCGAGCGUGGGCAGCGGCGGCUCUGUCAAACUGUCGCCGGCGCGCACCGACUCCGCGUACGGCCGCUCGCUGAGCAGCGGCGCGCGCUCGGUGCGCGGCGUGCCGGCCGGCCGGCCGGCGCCCGAGCGCGUCAGCAAGCUGCACCAGACGUUCGACGAGGAGGACGACUCGGACGGCUACGAGGACUCGGACGACGAGGACACCUCCGAGACCAAGUCGGUGCCCAUCUGGCUCUGCGUGCUGCUCGUCGUCUCCUACAUCGUCGGCGGCGCCUACCUGUUCAAGGAGCGGGAACAGGAGGCCGGCUGGACCUUCCUCGACUCGGCCUACUUCUGCUUCAUCACGCUCACCACCAUCGGCUUCGGCGACUUCGUGCCCGACCAGAAGCGCAGCGGCCGCGAGGGAGAGGCCAUCGCCAUCACGUCUCUCUACCUGCUCUUCGGCAUCGCGCUGCUGAUGAUGAGCUUCAACCUGGUCCAGGAGGAGGUCAUCAGUUCCGUCAAGAGCGUCGCAAAGAAGCUCGGCAUCAUCAAGGACGACGAGGACGAGUACGAUGACUACUGAGCAGCACUGGAUGCUGAGGACGACCAGCGGGCUUCUCAGGGUGUCGAGGAUGUAAGAACAAAGGCGAUGCCUGUCGAGCAGUUUUCCCGACUGUAAUCGCCAGCCCCUGAGUACAGGAGCAUGAGACGCCGGCGGAUGCUCAUCGCGGAGUUCGACAGAAAGGCCAGGCGAAUGACAAAUUCAAUGAGUAGUGUACAAUACAUUCGUGAUGUAACCCACGGGAUGUGGAUGAAGUAGGCCAUUAUGCCGUGAUCUAACAAAUGGUGGAAUGCAUGUAGGGAUGCUGAAAAUGUAGCGAUCCGCAGCUAUCAGAAAGGUACGGCAUGGCUGCUCGAGUGUUGGUUCAUACGCUGGUGAGGAGCACCCCAUCUUUCUGGGAACUCACGGAUAGGACGGUCAAUGAACGGCCGUUUAUAACAUAUGUAGUAACGAAUUCAGCUUUUUGUACUGUGGCGUGUGCAAUGUGCAUUGUGCAUUUACCAAAGAUGAGCGCCGCGAAAAUUUACGAAGGCAGAGAGCUGCAUGUGCCUUUGACGACGAAUAGGUAUCAUAUCGUGAGCGAAAUGAGAGGUGCGUUGUGUGCGCGACGCACGUGUGUUUCCGUGUACGAGUAUUCGCGGGAGAACUUUGCAUGCGUGUGCAUAAUGAUGGAUGCGUGAACGCCUGUGAGUAUAAAUGCUUUGUAAGUAAGUUAUGCGAGUUCUUUAUAAAGCAUACAGACAUGCAUAUUGCGCACCGACGCUUGCGAUGAGCGCACUAUGUAAUGUAUAAAUAGGUAAAAAUGCACCCCUAAAUAAUCAUGUAACUAUACCGUGCAGUGAGCAGUGAACAGAGUGAUGGUCUGCCCGUUCCCCGUCCGCCGACCACUGUCCGUCCCAGAGGCGGCUGGUGCCAGUUGGGCUCCAAUGCCGACUGUCUGUACAUAAACCCCAAUACACCGACCACCCGACUGAGAAAUACCGUGC
Messenger RNA from Amphibalanus amphitrite, 2816 nucleotides. RefSeq names its product potassium channel subfamily K member 18-like. The transcript is spliced from 5 exons. Bases 319 to 1851 code for a protein of 510 amino acids. The record is from RefSeq and is a predicted model, not a curated record. NCBI's taxonomy places the organism in Eukaryota, Metazoa, Arthropoda, Thecostraca, Balanomorpha, Balanidae. Gene Ontology annotation, biological process: potassium ion transmembrane transport; stabilization of membrane potential. Gene Ontology annotation, molecular function: potassium ion leak channel activity. Gene Ontology annotation, cellular component: membrane.